CCGGUGCGCAGCAGGCGGCCAUGUUGGAGCAGCGGAGGCGGCGCAGAGUCGCGUCCUGGGUCCCUGCGGCGGCGCCGGUGCCAAGCGCUGGUUUGCGGAUACCCAGGCAGAUCUGCAGUGCCUAAUGCCAUGAGCGUGGUGGUGCAGCAUGUGGAGGAGAAAGCUGUGCACUCCUGGUCGCGGAUCUCCACGGCAGGGAAGAAGGCCCUGGAGGAAGCGCUGCUUGUCUUUAACCCCAUGAGCCAGGAUCUCAGUGCCACUGAAGCCCAGCUUGUGGCCUUUCUGCAGGGCCUGCGGGAUGAUGGCUUCCAACCUACCAUCCUGCGCAGUGGUGAUGUCUAUGGCUAUAGUUCGUGUACAGCCAACCCCCCAAGCCAGACAAAGCUUCAAGCUCGUGCCCCCACCCCAGCUGCCACAUCACCUCCAGCCAAUGCUCCCCGAACUGCCAUGCGGCUGCCUGCAGGCCGGGCCACGCUGCUCCCCAUGGCACUGUCUGGCAGGCUGGCCAAAGCAUCCACACCAGCCCUCGCCAAGCAUGCCGCCACCAACCUGCUACUGAGCUCCCUGAAGCAGUCAAGUGCCAGCCGUGCCCGGGGUGCAGCAGUGGGCUUUCCCACCCACCUCUAUCCAGGUGUCUACCCUGCCAUGCGGCUCUCCGUUGUCCUUGAGGCCCUGGUUCCACUCAAGACUCCCAUGCCCUGCUUGGGUGCCAAGCACAAGGCACAGUCACUGCAGCUCUCACUUGCAGACUCUCCCCUGAAGCUGCGGAAAGGUCCAGGGAAGAGGCUGGGGAAUUCCCAGCCCAAAGCUCCCAGAAAAGCCACAAGCAAGGGCUCCAAGUGUCUGACUCGAAGAGGCCCCAGGGCUGGACCCCGACAAGGCACUGGGCCCCAGAGCAAGACCUACAAAGCCUCUGGUUCCCUCAGUGGCCCACGAAUGAAAGGUGGCUGUGCUCUGGGCACCAAAACAGCCCAGGCCAAAGCUUCCCGUGCCCAGGCCAAGGUGGCUCGAACACAAGCCAAAGCUGCCAAGGCCCGGGCAGAAGCCAAGGCAGCACGGAUCAAGGCCAAGGCCAAGGCCAAAGCCAGGGCAGUGCGGGCCAGGGCCAAGGCCAGGGCCAGGGCAGUGCGGGCCAGGGCCAAGGCCAAGGCCAAGGCAGUGCGGGCUAAGGCCAAGGUGGCUCAGACCCAGCCCAGGGGCAGGGGCAGGCCAAAAAGGUCUGUUCAGGCCAGGACUGCAAGGAGGGGCCGGAAAAGCUGCCCUGAGACUGCGGGACAGAAGAGGAAAAGGACUGAGGAGGCAAAGGAUCUUCCUCCCCAGAAGAGAGCACGGCUUGGGCCCCAAUCCCCUAAGUUAUGGCUAGGACCUGGAACGGCAAAGCUGCUGAAAUUCCGGGCCAUCAAGGUGGACAGGCAGUCCUCAGAUGAUGAGGUGCGGCAGCAGGCUCAACGGAUCCUCCGUGUGAACCUUUCCCCUGUAAUACGACUUCAGCCAUUGCUGCCAUACUCAGCACCCUGAUUCCUUCACGUAGCAACGUUUGGGGAAACUGAGCCCAGUUGUCUGUGUGGCCAGUGGCACAGUGUGCAAUGCCCAUGGAUUCCACAACCCUAAGGACUCUGGGUGCCUCUCCAGGGCCCUGAGAGCCACCAGCCUCCUUUCAGAGACUGGAGGAUGUGGGGUGGGGUGGGCGGGUGGGAGGGAUGGUGUCAUGGCGCGAUGCACUGUGACUUGUUACUCUUCAAGUUGUAUGUCCUCUAUUCCAUCUAUCACGUUUUAUACCUUUCCA
Messenger RNA from Lipotes vexillifer (Yangtze River dolphin), 1786 nucleotides. It is a transcript of the gene CCDC71, whose product is annotated as coiled-coil domain containing 71. Bases 130 to 1518 code for a protein of 462 amino acids. NCBI's taxonomy places the organism in Eukaryota, Metazoa, Chordata, Mammalia, Artiodactyla, Lipotidae. The transcript has 4 exons. The record is from RefSeq and is a predicted model, not a curated record.